GCAUUAGAAAGCAGGACAAAAGAUAACAAAGAAAAUGUCUGUGUUGAAGGAACUUGGUGAAGAACUCUCUCUUUCACAUCCAGACCCUGUUGUCCUUGAGCUCAACAGGCUCAACAACCUACUCAAAGAGAAGAAUGGGGAAUUGAAGAAGGCUCAAUGUGAAUUCAGGGCACUGAGAGCAACUGAAGUCCUCAAGGAUAAGGCAAUGGAACAGUUCAGGAGCGAAGUGAUAAGAUUGGAAGAAAAGCUCUUAGUCACUGAAAAUCUUCUUGAACAAAAGAAUCUUGAUAUCAAGAAACUUGCUGAUGAGAAGAGAGAGGCAUUGACCGCACAAUAUGCGGCAGAGGCGACUCUUAGAAGGGUGUAUGCAAAUCAAAAGGAUGAUGAUUAUGUUCCUAUUGAAUCAAUCAUAGCUCCUCUUGAGGCAGAACUUAAAAUGUAUAAGAAUGAGAUUGGAGCACUGCAGGAGGAUAAGAGGGCAAUGGAACGUCUCACAAAGUCGAAGGAAGCAGCCUUGCUUGAAGCUGAGAGGAUACUGAGGAAUGCUCUUGAAAGGGCACUUAUAGUAGAGGAAGUUCAAAGUGAAAACUUUGAGCUCAGGAGACAAAUUGAGAUCUGUCAGGAGGAGAAUAAAAUACUUGACAAGAAUAAUAGGCAAAAAGUUUCAGAGAUUGAAAAGCUUAGCCAAACUAUUAUCGAGCUCGAGGAGGCCAUACUUGCUGGUGGAACAGCAGCCAACGCUGUCCGUGGUUACAGACGACAGAUUUCUGAACUAAAUGAGGAGAAGAAGACAUUGGAGAGGGAGCUUGCAAGAGUCAUGGUUUCAGCAAACCGAAUAGCAACAGUUGUUGCUAAUGAGUGGAAGGAUGAAAACAGCAGAGUUAUGCCAGUCAAGAAAUGGCUAGAAGAGAGAAAAAUGUUUGAGGCUGAGAUACAACGGUUAAAAGAAAAACUAGCUAUCUCAGAAAGAGCAACCAAGGCAGAAGCACAACUAAAGGAUAAGUUGAAAUUAAGGCUGAAGACACUGGAAGAAGGCUUAAAGCAUGUGUCUACUUUCUCAGUGAAUUCUAAUGGAUCCCCGAAAAUUGAGAAGUCAAAUAAUUUAUUUGGAAUCCUAGCAAGUAAUACCAGAGCAAACAAAAGAUCUACAUCACAACAAAGAUCGUCCACCGCUAGUAAAAUCUCGAUGCAGACAGGGGAUGAAAGGCAAACUCCAGGCGCAGCCGGAGAAAUUAAGGCAGUUAAUAGUUUAAACAAGAGAUACUCUUCUGGGGGAAGUUUCUUGAAAAAGAGUUUGUGGGCUUCUCGAAAUAAGAUCGUGGAUUGCAACGAAAAGGAGAAUACAGAAAUAAACGAAAACACUAUGAUCAGUAUUGAAAAGUGUAGAAGUGAUGAACUCAGAGACUCGGAGAACGUUAAAAGUAUGGACAGUACUAAAAAGGAUAGUGAUGAUAUGGUCUCGGGAUUUUUGUACGACAGGCUUCAGAAAGAGGUCAUAUAUUUGAGAAAGUCCUGUGAAUCGAGAGACAGUACUUUAAAUGCUAAAAAUGAAGAAAUCAAGAUUCUUAUGAAGAAGAGUAAAACGAUGACACGAGCAUUAGAAGUACAGUCGAAGAAAAUAAAGAGAGCACCAAUAAGAGAGAAGGCUUCAGUUCUAAUAUAGGUGGAUGACAGGAUAAGAAACAGAAGCUCAUCAAAAAGUUUCAAUUGAUAAGGAUCAUGGAUGCCUUUUAAAGAUCCAUUUGAAGAAAAGAGGUGAUAAUGAUCUGGAAAUCACUCCAUCCAUUAGACUUCUCAAUAUUUCUACAUAUUCAGAUGCAGAGAAUUUGACAGUUGUUAAAUAAACAGAAAUAAUGUCUCGAUAGUAUGUGAAAUUGAAGGCUACAAGGCUAGUUUUUAUGAAUUUUGGAAUGAUAUGUAUCCAAAUUAUCAUAUUUACGUUGAUAUUACUCGAUCCAAUGUAUAAGAGUUCCACCAGUAAAUAAUUCAAUGAAAAUUGUUAAAUUUUCACCAAAUAGAAACACGAAGCAUUGGACA
Olea europaea var. sylvestris is the source of this 2037-nucleotide messenger RNA. RefSeq names its product microtubule-associated protein 70-5-like. Gene Ontology annotation, biological process: cytoskeleton organization. The transcript has 11 exons. The record is from RefSeq and is a predicted model, not a curated record. Lineage: Eukaryota; Viridiplantae; Streptophyta; Magnoliopsida; Lamiales; Oleaceae. The coding region runs from base 35 to 1663 and encodes 542 amino acids. Gene Ontology annotation, molecular function: microtubule binding.